AUGAUCACGAGACCCUUGAUAAGAAGUGCAGGACCUGGCGCUUUAAGGCGCUUGAGCACCUGUAUCACUGGGAUUGGAAACCCUGAGCCUCAGUAUGCUUUCAGUCGCCACAAUGCCGGUCUUUUGAUGUUAGACUUGCUUAAAGAUCAGCUUUCAAAUUCGCCAAAACCAUAUAUGCCUUGUAAUGCCAGCAAGAAGGUGAAAAGAUGCCAGUUGGGCGAGCUGAUGUUUCUUCGAGUUGACGGUGACUAUAUAAAUCUGAGCGGAAAGACGGUUGUCCCUCUAUGGAACAAGUUAGGAUCAGAUGUCAGACAUAUAGUGGUUCAUGAUGAGCUGAGCCUUCCUCUAGGUAAGAUACAGUUGCGGAAACCGGGAACUAGUGUAAGAGGCCAUAAUGGGCUGAAGGACAUUACGAAGCGAUUUGGGGAUGGUUUUUAUAGAUUGGCAGUUGGAGUUGGGAGACCCAAUGAAAGAGACUCGGAGACUGUGGCUCGAUAUGUGCUGUCGAAGUUUCCGAAAGAAGAGAUGGCAAUAAUCGCUACUCAGAGUUUACCUACCGCCUUAAACCACAUAGAGACGCUAUUAAAGUGA
Molecule: messenger RNA, 591 nt
Organism: Lachancea nothofagi CBS 11611
Lineage: Eukaryota; Fungi; Ascomycota; Saccharomycetes; Saccharomycetales; Saccharomycetaceae
Source: the annotation of a GenBank genome assembly